AUGCAUGGGCUCGGCAGGAGGACUCGGUCCAAGACCGGUUGUCGCACGUGUAGAAUCCGCAAGGUCAAAUGCGACGAAGAGAAACUAUUCGUUCCUGGCCAGCAGGAGCCACAGUGCCGGCGCUGCACUGCGGCCCGGAUCGUAUGUGAGUGGAAGGGCGGCCCCAUCCCCCGGGGUCCAGCUAAAAGGCCCGGAAGAGACACUCGCCCGCUGGAAGCGCAGAUGGUCUGUCAGCCUGUCCCGUCUCCUGCGCGUUCUUUAUCGCCCACUGGUGGUGCUGGGAACAGCAUCCAAGCGGCCAAUUCCCUGGUUAUAUCGGACUUUGAUCGCUCGUGCCUGAAUUAUCUUCAGGAUUCUGCGCUGGUCGUGAUCCUUGGUAAGCAUUGGCCGUGGUCUACCGUGUCUUAUGCAUACCAUAAAAUUGCAGUUAAAGAACCCAUGGUUAUGAGCAUGAUGUUGGCGACUACGUCGAGUGAGAUUAACCGGUCGCGUUUGUACGACCGGGACAAGACGGACGGACAAUGUACCAUUGAGAGUUUGUCCGACAUGGACAGUAGGUUGCACUAUGGCCGGGCUCUCUCUGGUCUUCGGGAAGCGCUGAAACCAGACGUCAAGUCCCCGGCGCAGAUCGAAGCCAUCUUCAUUACCUUGUGGAUGAUGAUUGAUUAUGAGAACCGAUUCGGCAGCGGGACUGCUGGAAUUAAUAUUCACAUCCGCGGAAUCGAAAGUCUACUCUUCAACCAUGUCGUCCCGUCACUCAAACAAUUAGAGCCUCCAAAUGUCGCAAAUGCAGAGACAAGUUCGCCGACCGCACUAUGUAAUGUCGCAGAUGAGGCCCAGAGCAUGAGCGCAUGCGACAGCCCUGUGCUGCAACAGACUGCGGAUUUGUCCAAAGACAGACUUCGACAUACAGCGGUCCCUCUUUUUCUGCUUUGGACUCUGUACUUUUUCACACCAGGCGCUUUGCUCUCUGGCCCAGGUGCUGCCAGGCUCGAUGCCGACCUGUUCCGGUUUUUCAUGCAAGACGAAGCAGGAAGUGCGGGAUUGAGUCUUUCUGAGCUGUAUAGGAUUGGCAGACAAUCCCCGUCUCGAUUCUGGGGGGAUUCCUACCCCACCACAGCCCAAUUGGAUGAUAUGGAGAAUAUGCCGGGGCUAUCAUUGUAUCAUCGAAGUCAUGUACUGCAAUUCAAGAUCACGGAGUUAUUUCGGCAAGGAAAUCCUUCAAUUAAGUCCGGCCUUGAGAUCAUUAGUGAGCUCAACGUGUUAUCUGAUGAAUUCGAUACCUUGUUGAGUUCCGCCAAGUCUGCGCCCUCGUGUGAAGUCGUGGGUGACGGACGUCGCGUGAUGGAAACGAUCUUUUGGGCAGCCAUUACUUAUUACGGCACAAUCGUGUACUUUCAUCUGUGCUUCAAAGACACCCUAGCCAAAGGACUGCAGGGUGCGGGGAUGAUGACCCUGCAUGAUGCCGUUUCCCAGGUUCUGGAACUUUCUUUGAAGCUACAUCGCAGCAGACCGCACUUGAUGGUGCGCAUCACGUGGCCUCUCUUCAUCGCGGGGAUUGCCACGUCGGACAGGAUAUACCAAGACUGGGUGUCGUUUCGGCUGCGUGAGCUUGGUCGCUAUGGGCUCAACUACAGCCGAGUCAGCGCACGGUUUGACGAGAUCAUCCAAGGAGGCGACCCAUUUGCGCACGGACGAAGGCCAUUGUGCGCACAGUAG
Messenger RNA from Aspergillus piperis CBS 112811, 1719 nucleotides. RefSeq lists its product as uncharacterized. Gene Ontology annotation, molecular function: zinc ion binding; DNA-binding transcription factor activity, RNA polymerase II-specific; transcription cis-regulatory region binding. The transcript has 3 exons. The coding region runs from base 1 to 1719 and encodes 572 amino acids. The record is from RefSeq and is a predicted model, not a curated record. NCBI's taxonomy places the organism in Eukaryota, Fungi, Ascomycota, Eurotiomycetes, Eurotiales, Aspergillaceae. Gene Ontology annotation, cellular component: nucleus. Gene Ontology annotation, biological process: positive regulation of transcription by RNA polymerase II.